GUUAAAAACCUUAGUGUCCAUUUUGGCCCUUCUCCCUUCUUAUCCCUUCUUCUGUCAGACAGAUUGUGCAAGAGUUCACAGCAGAAGCAGAGCCACCACUCCCUCCUCGUAAUCCGACUAAACUACUGAGAGGUCAUUCCCGGAGCCCUAACGGCGACUCCUGUACUUCUCUCUCCAGGUUGUGUGCGGCUCUGACGGCUACUCCUAGUAUUCCGUCUCCAGGUCGUGGGCGGUGGCCUAACCAAGACUUUUGGUUUACCGUAUUCGGGUUGUGUGCAGCAGCCAUCCGUCUCCAAUGACGGCAUGGCGGAGUAGAUAAGGAUGAGGACGCACUACCCAGAAAAGAGUAUAUAAAGUUAUUCGUUCAUGCUCCAGAAAAGAGAAUAUAAAGUUAUUGCGGUCAUGAUCCAGAAAAGAGCAUACAAAGUUAUUCCCAUAAUGAUUCAGCCUCAAAGAAUAAAGGCAUUUAUUGGUAUGGCGAUCCAGCAUGCUCCUCAAGGUAUAACCAUAUCUCUCUUCAGAUGCUGUUGUGAACGUGGGAAUGUGUAUGCUGCUAUACAAGAAAUGGGGCGUAGAAAGUAUGGGAGCUCAAGUUUUUCAGACACGGGUUGUAGUGCUGGAGAGGAUAGGGAGAGCUGUAAAUUUGAUGAUUUGUACGAGUCUGAAGAGUCAGAAAAGGAAGAUGGAGAAGAGAGUGAUGAUGAUGAGAUUGGUGAUGAUUUUAAGAUUUUGGAUUCUUUUGAUAGGAAUCAAAAGCAAAGUAAUUGGCGUAAAGAGAAAAUUGACGAGGUGGAGGAUGAAAUGAAACACCCUUUGGUAAAAGAAAUAUGCAGAUUAGUUCAGUUGAGAUCAUUAUGGACUCUAAAACUUGAGGGGGAUCUGAGGCGUUUAUUGAGAAGCUUAACAGCUCUUCAAGUUUGUGCUGUUUUAAGGUCUCAAUCUGAUGAAAGGGUUGCUUUGAUGUUCUUCUAUUGGGCAGACCGUCAAUGGCGAUAUAGGCAUGACUCGGUCGUGUAUUAUGAGAUGCUUAGAAUUCUAAGCAAGACAAAGUUGUGCCAAGGAGCUAAGCGUGUUCUCCGGCUAAUGUCUCGAAGAAGAAUCAAAUGUCACCCCGAAGCCUUUGGUUAUGUGAUGGUUUCUUUUAGUCGAGCUGGACAUAUGAGGAAAGCAUUGCAGGUUCUCACUUUGAUGCAGAAAGCAGGAGUAGGUCUGGAUUUAAGCAUAUGUAAUACUUCGAUUUAUGUUUUAGUGAAGGGGAAUAAGCUGGAGAAGGCGUUGACGUUUUUGGAACGCAUGCAAGCAGUUGGAAUCACACCCAAUGUGGUCUCUUAUAAUUGCUUAAUUAAGGGUUACUGCGAUGUGCAUCAUGUUGAAGAUGCAUUGGAGCUUAUUGCUCAAAUGCCAUACAAGGGUUGUCCGCCCGACAAAGUGAGUUACCACACUGUGAUGGGAUUUUUGUGCAAGGAGAAUAGAGUCAAUGAAGUAAGAGAGCUAAUGGAUAAGAUGACGAUUGAUAGUAAUUUACGUCCCGAUCUGCUUACUUUUGAAACUCUUGUACAUAUGUUUUCAAAGCAUAGUCAUUCCGAGGAAGCAUUAAACUUUUUAAGGGAAGGAGAAUCCAGAGGGUUUUGUAUAGACAAAGUUGGGUACAGUACAGUAGUAAACUCAUUCUGUAAAGAGGGAAGGAUGGAUAGGGCGAAAGAGGUAGUUAAUGAGAUGAUUUUAAAGGGAUGUAUUCCUGAUGUGGUGACUUACACUGCUGUGGUGAAUGGAUUUUGCUGUUUGGGAGAGGUUGGUCAAGCGAAAAAGCUAAUUGAACAGAUGAACAGACAUGGUUGCAAGCCAAACACUGUUUCCUACACAUCUUUUUUGAAUGGGCUAUGUAAAAAUGGAAGAUCUUCUGAAGCAAGAGAGAUUAUGAACAUGAGUGAGGAUGGCUGGUGGAAGCCUAAUGCUGUGACCUACAGUGUUUUGAUGCAUGGUUUUCGUAGAGAGGGAAAGCUACCCGAGUCUUGUGAUAUAGUAAGGGAAAUGAUAGGAAAUGGGUUUUUUCCUUCUCCCGUUGAAAUCAACCUACUUGUUCAAGCUCUUUGCAGAGAGGGUAGAAUGGUUGAGGCGAAGAAGUUUUUAGAAGAGUGGAUGAGAAAAGGGUGUGUUGUAAAUGUGGUAAAUUUCACUACUCUGAUUCAUGGUUUCUGCUUAAAGAAUGAUUUGGAUUCCGCUCUAUCCGUUCUGGAUGACAUGUAUUUGAUUAAUAAACAUCCAGAUACUAUUACAUAUACAACGAUCAUAAAUGCAUUAGGAAAGAAUGGUAGGAUUGAAGAGGCGAUUGAAAUGACGAAGAAAAUGAUCCAUAAAGGUUUGAUUCCUACUCAAGUGACAUACCGUACGGUCAUUCAUCAGUUUUGUCAUCACGGCCGGAUAGAUGAUCUUGUAAAGCUGUUAGAGAAGAUGUUGCGGAGACAAGGUUGCAAGACUGUGUACAAUCAAGUCAUUGAAAAGUUGUGCAAUUUUGGAAAUCCUGACGAGGCUUAUAAGCUUUUGGGUAAAGCUCUUCAGACGGCUUCAAGAAUCGAUGCAAAUACCUGCCAUGUUCUUAUUGCGAGUUUUCUGAAAAAAGGAAAUGCUUUAUGCUCAUACAAGGUUGCCUGUCGAAUGUUCAAGCGGAAUCUGAUUCCUGACUUAAAGUUGUGCGAAGCUGUGAAGGAGAAAUUGAUGUUAGACGGGAAAGUAAAUGAGGCAGACAAACUUAUGAUUCUUUUAGUUGAGCGUGGAUGCAUUUUGCCUAAACAUCAGCAGCGGUUGACUUGAGAUGCAAUUAGCAGUAUUGAACUUUUCAUAUUGUGUUGAUAGUAACAAGGUUAUUAUCCUGGGGACAGCGGAUUUUGGAUUUUAUUACUGAAAACUAUGGAAUUCCAUUCAACAUUUGCCGUGUUGCAUAUUGGGUUUUGCCUGCUGCAGUUCUUUUAUCGAAAGGACUUCCAAAAAUUUCUAGUACGACAUGCAAUGCGAGGAAGAAAGUUGAGAUUUUGGUUAUGUGAAAGGCGAGGAACUAAUGAUUGAAGUUUCAUCAAGGGAUCAAGUAGUGCUUUGAGCUCAUCAAGUAGACAUUCAAAGAUGUUACGUUUCGAGGGGAAGACUAGUAAAACAUGUUUGGAAGGAAACACAAGCAAGAAGAUGAAUCUUGCGGAAGGAGGGAGACAGUUUCUACUAUACAUAUAUAUAUAUAUAUAUAUAUAUAUAUAUAUAUAUAUAUAUAUAUAUCAAUUUGUCAGAUCUGUUCAGAAUAUUGCAACUAAGCACCAUCUAGAUUGGUAAUUUGGUGACUUGUAAGGUAUACUUUGAGCACUUCAAAUCCCUUUAAUUUGGAGCUUUUCAAGUCUUCAUCCUUUCAAUUCCAAGUCCCAACUAUGUUACUGUCGGUCCCAAUUUUUGUCUUCCAUCUAUCAUCAAGAAAUAA
Messenger RNA from Cuscuta epithymum, 3460 nucleotides. NCBI's taxonomy places the organism in Eukaryota, Viridiplantae, Streptophyta, Magnoliopsida, Solanales, Convolvulaceae. The record is from the annotation of a GenBank genome assembly.